Scomber scombrus (Atlantic mackerel) is the source of this 2373-nucleotide messenger RNA. Its product is annotated as protocadherin alpha-3-like. The record is from RefSeq and is a predicted model, not a curated record. Gene Ontology annotation, cellular component: plasma membrane. Lineage: Eukaryota; Metazoa; Chordata; Actinopteri; Scombriformes; Scombridae. Gene Ontology annotation, biological process: homophilic cell-cell adhesion. Gene Ontology annotation, molecular function: calcium ion binding. The transcript has a single exon. Bases 1 to 2373 code for a protein of 790 amino acids.
AUGGAACAAAGAAGACAGGAACGACGCUGGGCAGGAGGAUGUUUGGUUGGUUGUGUGGUUUCUGUGCUUUUAUUGAGUGUCGCUUCGGCGCAAAUGAAAUAUUCAAUCUCCGAGGAAGUUAACGAAGGAACUGUGGUUGGAAAUGUGGCAAGAGAUCUAGGAUUAGAUAAAGGCACAUUGAAAGAUAGAAAGUAUCGGAUUGUUUCUAGUAAUGCAAAACCACUUUUCCAUGUUAAUCAGAAUGAUGGCAUCCUGUACGUGAGCCGAAAGAUUGACAGGGAAGAGGUGUGCGCGCAGAGCAGUACGUGUUUGAUAAAUAUAAAAACCGUGCUCGAAGACCCACUGGAAAUUCACUAUGUUGCAGUGGAGGUGCUGGACAUAAAUGACCAUUCUCCGAAUUUCCCGGAGACAGACAAAACGCUGGAGAUUUCAGAGUCUGUGUUGCCCGGAGCACGAAUUCAACUGAAAGCUUCUCGGGAUCUAGACAGUGGCCAUUUCUCCGUGCAGCAAUAUAAACUUAGCCACAACGAUUACUUUCGAUUGGAAGUUAAGGAUAAAGGAGAAGAUGGUAAAAUACCUAUUUUAGUGGUGCAAAAAUCAUUGGACAGAGAAGCAGCAGAAAUCCACUCGUUAGUACUGACCGCGCUGGAUGGGGGGAAACCUCCGAAAUCUGGUGACAUGAAUAUUCUAGUUAAUAUUUUAGAUAUUAACGAUAACGCACCCGUUUUCACUAAAGAUGUUUAUUCUGUGAUGCUCUAUGAAAAUGCUCCAGUAGGCACAACAGUCAUACAAGUAAAUGCAACUGACUUAGAUGACGGUCCAAAUGGAGAUGUGGUUUACUCAUUUAGUAACAGUAUGAAUCAGAAAUUUCUAAAUAUUUUUGAUAUAAACCAAUUAACAGGUGAGAUAACAGUAAAAGGUUUAAUAGACUAUGAGGAGAAAGACAAAUUUGAAAUUGAAAUUCAAGCAUCAGAUAAAGCUGUCGCUCCUCUGGCGACAGAAAAAAGCGUCAUUAUAAAGAUAGUUGACGUGAAUGACAAUGCACCUGAGAUUGAGGUUACCUCAUUUUCCAGCUCCAUUCCUGAAGAUUCCAGACCUGGAACUACAGUUGCACUUAUCAGUGUAAAUGAUUUAGACUCUGGACUAAAUGGAAAAGUUAUUUGCUCUAUAGGUGAGGAUGUUCCUUUUGCUCUGUCACCAUCAUUACAAGAUAAAAUGUAUUCUUUAAUAACCAAAUCGCCAUUGGACAGAGAGAAACAGUCGCACUUUGAACUAACAAUAGCUGCAAAAGACGCUGGUCAACCGCCAUUAUCAUCUGAAAAGAAAAUAAGCAUUGUGGUGUCAGAUGUGAAUGACAACAGUCCAGAGUUUUCACUGAGCCCCUAUACUUUUUAUGUCACUGAGACUAAUGAGCCUGGUACAUCUGUUUUCUCAGUUAAAGCUUUGGAUCGUGAUGAAAAUGAUAAUGCAGCAAUUUCCUAUCACAUUUUCAGAGAUGGAAGUGAGGAAAAUAAAUUGGCUUCAUUUCUAAGCAUAAAUACUGAGAAUGGUGAUAUUCUGGCACUUAAGAGUUUUGACUUUGAAACUCUGAAAACGUUCCACUUCCAAGUUGUCGCCACUGAUUCUGGAACUCCGUCACUAAGCAGCAACGUCACAGUGAACGUGUUCAUUCUGGAUCAGAACGACAAUGCUCCAGUCAUCCUGUAUCCAGUCAGCUCCAACGGUUCUGCUGAAGGCGUGGAGGAGAUUCCCCGCAAUGUCAACGCAGGACACUUGGUGACUAAAGUCAGAGCUUAUGACGCUGAUAUAGGAUAUAACGGCUGGUUACUGUUUUCACUGCAGGAAGUUACUGACCACACUCUCUUUGGUUUGGACCGCUAUACAGGACAGAUCAGAACACUUCGCUCAUUCACAGAGACAGACGAGGCUGAGCAUAAACUAGUCAUACUGGUGAAGGACAAUGGCAACGUUUCACUCUCAGCAACAGCUACUGUGAUUGUCAAAGUUGUGGAGCCCAAAGAAGCUUUUGCAGCUUCUGAUGUUAAAAGUGCAGCAAAGGAUGAAGAGGGCAAUGACGUGACUUUUUAUUUGAUGAUAACUUUGGGCUCGGUGUCUGUUCUUUUCAUGAUCAGCAUCAUCGUGCUGAUUGCCAUGCAGUGCUCAAAAUCCACAGACUGUACUUCGAAAUAUCUACAAGACACAAAUUAUGAUGGGACAUUGUGUCACAGCAUUCAGUACAGAUCAGGAGAAAAACGCUACAUGUUAGUUGGACCCAGGAUGAGUAUAGGAUCUACUAUAGUCCCAGGCAGCCAUGCAAAUACUCUGGUGCUUCCUGACAGGAGGAGAGCAUCUGAAGAGGUAAGGCAUAUUUAA